GUUGUAUCUUCAGCUUCAUGUGGGAGAGCACGGAGGAUUAUGYCCUGCAAGGAGACAAGACGAGGAUACUGGCUCUUAGUCAAAGUCACCAGCUGUUUCUCUAUGAAUACACCAUAGAAGAUGGGAAAUUCAACCAGGUUCCGCUGCACGGCUCUAAGGAGGAUGCACUUAAAAAGUUCCUUGAAGUUAAAGACAUUAGCCUCUCUUCAGUUUGGUCUUCCAAGAUCCUGUCUUUUAAGGACAGCACAGGCAUUCUUCUGCUCAAUAACUUCAUUCUUGUACGUUUUACCUUGCCUGGAGAAGACUUGAGCUYGGAGCAGUGUGACUGCCUCACCCUUGAUGUUCCUCCACAAGCUUUGGAAAGAUUGAGAGAUACAAAUUUCUGCAGGGGAAUUCUGUUUUUAUUGGAUAGUUCUGGCUGGAUUUAUGUGUUUGACGCUUUCGACGGCGCCCGGCUUGCGGUGGUUGAUGUCGCGCUCUGCCAGGGAGACCCGCGGGGUGAGGACGCAGCCGCCGUCCUGCCGCUCGCUGCCAUUGAGGUGUCCCUUGAUCUCGGCGUCGCUGUGGUCGUCGGAGCCUCCAACCGGGCCAUUUCUGUGGAUCUGAACUUGUAUUUCAGGCAGUUUCCUAAGCAUUUACUCUGUAAGGAGGAUCCUGAAAGCCUUCCGCUCAAGCCCCCCGAAGGACUCGAUGAGGACGACCUCGCUAGUUCUGCCUACAGCAUGGAGCUUUUGUCGUCCCCUUUCCGGACAGACAGAUCCUGGAAAGCACACUUAUCCUCACUGAGUGAUGCAAUAAAGAGAAGAAAACCAGAUAAUCCAGAUUUGGUGUAUGGCAGUUUGCCUUGGUACGAGUAUUUACCUAAUCUGGAAUAUCCCGAGUCCCUCCUGUAUGUGAGUAACGAGGCAACCACGACUGCUGCUGCACGGGCUGCUAUGCGUGACCCUGCCCAACAAGCAGGAGAUGACGGUACGAAGAGCAGCAGUGGAAAACACCAGUGGAUACAAAUACCUGGCGAGGGAUCCCAAGAGAUGGUGAAACUGGAGUGUAAAUCUGUAACCGCGUUUAAAGCGCUGUUUGUAGUAUUGACAAGUGACAGUGAGUUGACUGUUGCUCUCUGGGAUUUAGUGUCACGAGAUGUGACUUACCACCCCUUYGGCAAAGACUGUGUUUACGUGGAUUGCAGAGAGGCGCCUCUCUGCUUGCUUCUGACAGAGCAUGGUCUCUCCUUAAUACUGUUCAGUUUAAGUCAAGAGGAGUUCCUGAACAGGCUGAUGAUCUACAGCAGCGCGGGAGUCGUCGAUGCCGUUUGCCAUCUCAACGGCUGGGGACGAUGUUCCAUUCCCAUGCACGCGCUCGAGGCUGGUCUGAAGAACCGUCAACUAGACACAGUAGACUUGUUCUUGAAAAGCAAAGAAAGUCUUUUCAGUCUUUCUGCCAGCUGCUCUGGAACUGAACAGGCUGCUGAAACUGCGUCACAGCUAUUCCUGAAAAAUUUGGAAGAGCUAAGUCCAGCCUUAAAUUUGCUUUACUCGGCAAUCAGAGAAAACGAUUUGGAGACUCAAAGUAAGCACUUCUCUGAGCAACUGCUAAACCUCACAUUGACCUUCCUUAACAAACAACUUGCAGGAAUUUUUGAGCAUACAGAAGAACCUGAUAAAYACCUGCAGAAGGCUGCCCGCAUUUUAUCCGAUUACAUUAUUGACCUCAGAGCAUUUGUCAGGCUUCCUCAAGUGCAGACGGAUACCGUGCACACAGAGAGUGAUCUCGAGGAAGAUGAAGAUAUUCUUAUCAUAGAGGAGAGCGAAAAGUGGGAGAAACUCACAACAGAGGAAAUUAUUGCUGAUGCCAUUUUAAGCAGUAGAGUACCUGAGGCCCAGGCCUUCUUUCAUAUACGUAAGCAUCCUGCUGAAGAUAUUACAGAAUUUAUUAAGAAAGGCUUAAAUUUGGUCUAUGACCGUCUUCUGAAGCACAAUACCAAAGAGGCCUCAAAACUUUUAAGAAACAUGGGAUUUGAUGUGAAGAAAGAAUUGCGUAAGAUAUGUUUCUACACAGUUGAUAAGAAUGUGCGAGAUCUGUUGGUGAAAGUAUUAGAAGAAGAAAAAUAUUUUUCUGAAAAAGAGAAGAGGAUGAUAGAUUUUGUGAAUCAGGUUGAAAACUUUUAUUCAGAAUCCUUCCAAGAAAAUACGGAGAUUCAGACUUUCUCUAGUUUCACGAGCUGGAGAAAGGAACAAGAUUUUUCCAGACAAACAGCUGUUUUAGACUCCUUCCUGAAUUGUGAUAAACCUCAGGUUCACAAURGAGAAUUCAGAGUGAUGUUUAACUGGGCUCGGUGGUGGGAUGAGCUUGUUCAGGAAAUGAUUCUUCUCCCCAGAAAAACACGUGAAGAGUGGAAGACCUGUAAUCCCGAGGUUCUUUGGGGGCAUCUGACAGCCCAGCAUGACUGGCUUAGUCUUUGUUCAUGGAUUGAAGAAUCCCACCAGGCUUCAUGUGGRCCAGUUAACUGGCCCCCUCUGACUCCAGACAUUAUUGACAAAAACAUGUUAUGUUGUGGCUACAUGAGAAAUGAAAUAUUAAACAAACUGGCAAGAAAUGGAAUUUUUGUCCUUUCUGAAUUAGAAGAUUUUGAACUUCUGCUCCAAAGAUUGUCUUACCUUGGGGGAGUAAUGCAGAAUCCUCACCCUGUUCCAAAAUACAACACUGCAAGGGGUUUGGACUUCCAUACUCGUUUUGUCCUUCACUGUUUGGAACGUAAUUUGCAAUAUCUAUUAUACACUUACUUAGACUAUUACAGUUUAACUCCUUCAAACUGUCCUAUUUUGGAUAACAAGGAAUUGCAUGAAGCUCAUCCCUGGUUUGAGUUUCUUGUGCAGUGUCGAGGGGUCGCCAGUAACCCACGAGAUCCCAAGAUGAUUUUCCAGGCUAGUCUAGCCAAUGCUCAGAUAUUGAUUCCUAGUAAUCAAGCCAGUGUGAACAGCAUGUUACUGGAAGGACGUACACUAUUAGCGCUUGCAAGCACCAUGUAUGCACCUGGAGGGAUUGAUCAGGUUCUUCAGAGUGAAGAUAAAGAAAGAAGUGUAAAGAAAGUUGAUCCACAGCUCUUAAAAAUGGCCCUGGCUCCCUAUCCCAAGCUCAAAGCUGCUCUCUUUCCCCAGUGUACUUCUCAYGGGAUUUUGCCACCUGACAUCUCUCUCUACCACCUAAUGCAGUCAUUAGUGCCCUUUGAUCCCACUAGAUUGUUUGGCUGGCAGUCCACAAAUACUCUUGCUUUAUCAGAUACAUCAAGUGAUUUUCCUCAUUUUUCUUCCCCCGAAUUGGUGAACAAAUAUGCUGUCGUGGAACGACUGGACUUUUUGUACUAUUUGCACCAUGGACGUCCAUCAUUUGCUUUUGGUACAUUUUUGGUCCAGCAGUUAGUAAAGAGCAAAUCCCCCAAACAGUUGAUUCAGCAAGCAGGGAAGGAAGCCUAUGUCCUCGCCCUUUCUUUCUUUCAUGUACCUUCAAUAGCAGCAGCCUGUGUUUGUUUUCUAGAGUUGCUUGGUCUCGACAGCCUCAAACUCAGAGUUGAUCUUAAAGUUGCAAACAUUGUUUUCAAUUACAAAACUAAAAAUGAGGAAUCUCAGCACAGUGCAAUAAGAGAAGCUUUUGUUGAGAAGUUAACAAAGUUGGUGGAUGAUGAAAAAGCAGCAGCAACAGAAAUUCUUACUUGUUUAGAAGAAGCCUUUUGGGAUACAGUUGAGCAUCAAGGAGUAAAUGAGCUGUCUAAUGACUCCAGAAGGCAGUGGUCUUUGGUAAUGCAGUUCUGUAAACUCCAUAAUACCAGGCUGAGCUCAUCAUACCUAAAGGAAUGUGCUAAAUCCAACGACUGGCUGCAGUUCAUCAUCCAAGCGCAGCUGUACAGCUUCCAGCCRGAUGAGGUCAUUUCUCUGCUUCAAGAUUUCACUCCAGUUUUACGAGAUCACUUGAYGCUGGCAUGGGAGAAGUUGCCCUUUUUGUACCCUGAUGGGGGAAGUUCUCUGAGCGGUGCUGCCAGCACGUYGGAAAGCAGAAAUGAGGAGAGCCUCUUCCAAAUCCUCCUGCAAUGUCAGGGGAACCCCAACCCUUCCUGUUACCUUUUGACUGAAGGAAUGAGGCAGCAUUCUCCCUUUCUCAGUGUAUUAGCAGCGUGUUUUCAAGAUGCCAACAUUAUCCAUUGCCUUUGUGUUUGGAUAAUUACUACUGUGGAUAAUGUUACCAGAGCUGAAGCCACAAACCAUGUUCAGAGCUCAGUAGAAAAUCAUGAAUGGGAUCUUGAUGACCUCUCACUUAUCUGGAAGGUGCUUUUAAGAAAGGAAAAAAGCAGAACACUUAUAAAUGGCUUCCAGCUCUUUUUAAAGGAUUCCCCUUUACUCUAUAUCCUGGACAUGUAUGAACUAUGUAUGAACUUCAAAAAAUACACUGAAGCUAAAACAAAACUGGACAUGUUUCAGACAAGUCUCAUGGAACUUAAAACCGCAGAGGARCAAACACCUCCUCAGUUACCUGUGCAGUGGCUGGAGUCGCAAGCGUCGUUUCUCCUGGAACUGAUGGUGCAGCAGUGCAGAACAGAGUAUGAAUUAGGAAAAAUCUUACAGCUCUUUGCUGCAGCAGGUGAUCUUCUAUUUGACGGCCCUUACGUGAAGAAACUGUGUGCACUUAGUGAGACCCUGCAGGAUUCGUCCAUCUCCAUUAAUCGCUCCAUCCUAACGGGUUACAGUGCAGAGAGGUUUCAGAAUGAGUGCAGAUCCAUUCUGGGGCAGCUGCAGGACAAAGGAAUGUUCUCGCUGGCUCGCAAGGUAGCAGAACUGGCCGAGYUGCCCGUGGACAACGUGGUGACCCAGGAGGUUCUAAGAGAUCUACACCUGUUAAGAAACACUGGACAGUGGCAUCAAAACCACACAAGAGUUGAGUUCUGGAAAAAAUGCAAUGACAGCUUCGUGAAAAAUUCCAUCUCCAGCAAAGCGGCAUCKGAUUUCUUUCUAGAUCAGGCAAAUACAGUGGUUGAAACUUCAGCUCAUGAGAAGAUGAACGCAGUUAUGGAGAAACAUCUGCUGCUUACCCUGGCUGGCCAUUGGCUUGCCAAGAGUGACUCAGUGUCACUGGAUAAAUUAGAAGAAAUAGAGAAGCAGAUCUGGAUUUGUCGCAUCGCCCAACAAACCUUAUCCACCUAUGAAGGGGCAGACAAAUCCGGGUUUUCCUGCCAUGUUUUAGUGAAUGGGGAUCUUACCUUUGAUAGCUUGGCUAAGGAGUUCUGUUUCUCCAAGCUGCCCGCUCUGAACACUCCAAAAUACUUAAAUCUGGAGGGCUUUUUGUUCAGCGACGCGCGGCAGAGCCUGGCUCGCGAGGAGUCGUCAUCGCUGCGGCUCCUCCUGGGGCGCCUGCUGGACCAGGGCAGGGUGCACGAGGCCAGCCGAGCCUGCCACUAUUUCCAGUUCCACGACAGGGAUGUCUCGCUGGUGCUGCACUGCAGAGCCCUGGCCUCGGGGGAGGCUGCUCUCCACCACUUGCACCCGGAUAUUCAGGCCCUCCUCGCGGCGAGAGAGACGGCGGGCGAGGGCCGCUCGCCUCAGCCCGGCCGGGUCCCGAGCACAUCGAGCCUAGAAGAGUGGACGCACCUCGUGGCUCCCAGCGCGGACGAUGGAGUUGUUGUGAGGCUGCAGGCUCUCGCGGACGCCUGUGUGCACGGGAGGAGCUACUGCAGGCAGGUUCUGUGCCUCUACGAGCUCUCCAAGGAACUGAACUGCUCCUACAGCGAGGUGUCCGCUCGCGACCCGGAGACGGUGCUGCGAGCCAUCCUGGCCUCCCGGCAGCCCGAGAGGUGCAGGAAGGCCCAGGCCUUCAUCAGCACGCAGGGGCUGCCGCCCGCCGCCGUGGCCGCGCUCGUGGCCGACGAGAUCGUGCAGGAGCUGCUGGGCUCGGCGCAGGGCACAGGGCAGAAACAGGCUUGGAACCCUGCAGGGGAGAGUCAGGCCUUCCUGCAGCUGGCCAAGCUCUGCAAGGAUCAUACCUUGGUUGGCAUGAAGUUGCUGGAUAAAAUAUCUGCUGUGCCRCGUGGGGAGCUGUCGUGCAUUACAGAGCUGCUGAUUGUGGCCCACAACUGCUUCAGCCUGACGUGCCACAUGGAGGGCAUCACGCGAGUGCUGCGGGCCGCGCGGCUGCUCACGGAGCAGCUCCUGGCGCCGCGGGACGAGUACGGGCUGCUGGUUCGUCUGCUGACCGGCAUCGGCCGCUACACCGAGAUGAGCUACGUGUUCGAGCUGCUGCACGAGAAGCACUACUUCGAGGUGCUCAUGAGGAAGAAGCUGGACACGAGCGGGACCCUGAAGACGGCUCUGCUGGACUACAUCAAGCGCUGCCGCCCCGGAGACAGCGAGAAGCACAACAUGAUAGCCCUUUGCUUCAGCAUGUGUCGGGAAAUAGGAGAGAACCACGAGGCUGCCGCUCGCACUCAGCUGAAACUCAUCGAAUCCCAGCCGUGGGAGGAGUCUCUUCAAGAUGUGGCAAAUUUAAAGAAGCUGCUGAUGAAAGCCCUGACUCUCUUUAUUGAUGCAGCAGAAAGUUAUUCUAAGGACUCGUGUGUCCGCCAGGCGUUACGCUGCAAGCGGCUGACAAGGCUGAUAACCCUGCAGCUGCAUUUCCUGAACACCAGCCAGAGCAGCAUGCUGAUUAACCUGAGCAGGCAGGACGUGAUGGGCUGCGUCCUGUCCUUGCCCCGCUUCUACCAGGCGGCUAUCGUGGCUGAGGCUUACGACUUUGCUCCAGAUUGGGCUGAAGUUCUGUAUCAACAAGUGAUCACUAAGGGUGACUUCAAUUACUUAGAAGAAUUUAAACAGCAGAGGCUGCUCAAGCCUGGCAUAUUUGAGGAGAUUGCRAAGAAAGUUAAACAACACCCACCCACUGAGGCCGCUCUGAAAAACCUGCGGAAGCUGCUUCCUUACUGCGAGGACGUCGCCACCUGCUACCGCCUGGCCUACGAGCACAAGCUCUACGACGUGGUCAACGCGCUCCUGCGGGACGCGCAGACCAGCUGCUGUCUCAACGACCUGCUCGCGAACUAGCUCGCUCGCGGGGCACCUGCACAAGCCCUAGGGACCACGGGUGCUGCUCGUGCGUGC
This is a messenger RNA of Nothoprocta perdicaria, 7133 nucleotides long. It is a transcript of the gene SPG11, whose product is annotated as SPG11, spatacsin vesicle trafficking associated. Gene Ontology annotation, biological process: synaptic vesicle transport; axo-dendritic transport; axon extension. The coding region runs from base 18 to 7076 and encodes 2352 amino acids. Gene Ontology annotation, cellular component: cytoplasm; axon; synapse. The record is from RefSeq and is a predicted model, not a curated record. The transcript is spliced from 39 exons. Lineage: Eukaryota; Metazoa; Chordata; Aves; Tinamiformes; Tinamidae.